AUGGAGCAUCGCAACGCGGACACGCUCAAGCGCAAAAACGACACGGAGAAACUCCUCAAGGAUCGAACGGUCGCCGCGUACAUCGACCCGGCGAAAGCGGAGGAAGCGCGCGAGCGCGGGAACACGCUGUUCAAAGAGCAGAAGUACCCCGAGGCGGUCGCAGAGUACACCGAAGCGAUCAAGCGCAACCCGGACGAUCAUCGCGUCUACUCCAACCGAGCCGCGUGCUACACGAAGCUCGCCGCGUUCAACGAAGCGACGAAGGAUGCGGAAAAGUGCAUCGAGCUCGAGCCGACGUUCGCGAAGGGGUACACGCGCAAGGGCCACGUGGAGUUCUUCACGAAGCAGUUCGACAAGGCGCUGGAGACGUACCAAGCCGGCCUCGCGCACGACCCGAACAACGAAGAGCUGAAGGACGGCUUGCGACGCGCGAUGGUCGAGAUCCAAAAGGGCAGCACCGGGCAGGUGAGCGAGGAGGAGAUGAAAGAGCGUCAGGCGCGCGCGAUGGCGGACCCGGAGAUUCAGAACAUCCUUCAGGACCCGGUGAUGCGUCAGGUUCUGAACGACUUCGGGACGGAUCCGAAGGCGGCGGCGGAGCACCAGAAGAACCCGGCGGUGAUGGCGAAGGUGCAGAAGCUCAUCAACGCGGGCGUCGUGCAGGUGCGCUGAUUCGAUGCUUCGACGCGACGCGAUCGAUCGAGCGCGGCGACGCCGACGCCGACGAGAGCACAGCCGCGCGCCUGAGGCGCUCGAGCUCUUCUACCGUAGGACAGACGCGCGAUGUGACACGAAACAUUUUUGCAGC
Messenger RNA from Micromonas pusilla CCMP1545, 805 nucleotides. RefSeq lists its product as uncharacterized. The record is from RefSeq and is a predicted model, not a curated record. The annotation marks the transcript as partial. Lineage: Eukaryota; Viridiplantae; Chlorophyta; Mamiellophyceae; Mamiellales; Mamiellaceae. The transcript has a single exon.